AUGUCUGACGAUGAUGAUUUCAUGCAAGAUUCGGGUGACGAGGAGUACGACUUCGAAUACGAAGACGCGGACGACGAUGAAUCGGGAGACGUCGGGAUCGAGAACAAAUACUAUAAUGCCAAACAGAUGAAGAUAGACAACCCCGAGGAGGCCAUCGAGGAGUUUUUGGGUGUCCCAGAUCUAGAACAAGACAAAGGCGACUGGGGGUUUAAGGGACUUAAGCAAGCCAUCAAGUUGGAGUUCAAGCUUGGAAAAUACAGCGAUGCCGUCGAACACUAUAGGGAGCUCCUUACCUAUGUCAAAUCGGCUGUCACGCGAAAUUACUCAGAGAAGUCCAUCAACAACAUGCUGGAUUACAUCGAAAAGGGAUCGGACGACGACACAGCUUACCAGUGCAUGGAGGAAUUCUACUCUCUGACCCUGCGCUCGUUCCAAAACACCAACAAUGAGCGACUGUGGUUGAAAACCAACAUCAAGCUGGCGCGUCUUUGGCUGGAACGGAAAGAGUACGGCCAGCUGAGCAAGAAGGUGCGGGAGUUGCAUCGGGCAUGUCAACGGGACGAUGGAACAGACGACCCGAGCAAAGGAACAUACCUCCUCGAACUAUACGCCUUGGAGAUCCAGAUGUACGCCGAGACGAAGAACAACAAGCGACUCAAAGCGCUCUACCAGCGUGCCCUUCGCGUCCGGUCGGCGGUGCCGCACCCCAAGAUCAUGGGAAUCAUUCGAGAAUGCGGAGGGAAAAUGCACAUGAGUGAAGAGAACUGGGAGGAAGCACAGAGCGACUUCUUCGAGUCAUUCCGCAACUACGACGAGGCGGGUUCAAUACAACGGAUUCAGGUGCUCAAGUAUCUUGUGUUGACGACCAUGCUGAUGAAAUCGGAUAUCAACCCAUUCUAUUCCCAAGAGACCAAGCCUUACAAGAAUGACCCCCGCAUCUCCGCUAUGACCGAUCUAGUCGAUGCGUUCCAGCGGGACGAUAUUCAUGCAUACGAAGCCAUCCUGAGCAAAAACCCGGACGUCCUGGCAGAUCCGUUCAUCGCCGAGAACAUUGACGAGGUCAGCCGGAACAUGCGGACGAAGGCCGUUCUCAAACUGAUUGCCCCAUACACGCGAUUCACGCUGAAGUUCAUUUCGAAACACAUCCGGGUCUCUGUACCCGAGGUCCAAGACAUUCUGAGCUUCCUGAUCCUGGACAAGAAGCUCAAUGCCAAGAUCGACCAAGAAAACGGGAUUGUGGAGAUCGAGAGCGCUAGCGACGUGGACCGCCUACAGUCUCUCCAGGAGUGGAACGCAUCGCUGCGGUCUCUUUGGCAAGCGACCUUGAACGACGGGGAUGGAUUCAGGGAAGAUCCCACGCAGCUCCACGGCAUGAGGGGAGGAGGGCCCAUGUUCCAACCCGGGUUUGGAGACGAAGCGCCUGCAAGUUUACGGGCUGGCGGUCGCCGGCUGCGGGGUGGAUACAAAGGCAGAAGCGGCGGCGGGCCUGGAACAAAGGCCGGGCUGGGGGGCGUCUAG
This is a messenger RNA of Aspergillus sclerotioniger CBS 115572, 1518 nucleotides long. Its product is annotated as putative COP9 signalosome subunit 2 (CsnB). Gene Ontology annotation, cellular component: COP9 signalosome. Gene Ontology annotation, biological process: protein deneddylation. The record is from RefSeq and is a predicted model, not a curated record. Lineage: Eukaryota; Fungi; Ascomycota; Eurotiomycetes; Eurotiales; Aspergillaceae. The transcript is spliced from 4 exons. The coding region runs from base 1 to 1518 and encodes 505 amino acids.